AGGGGGAAGACCAGCCGUUUGUCCGUACUUUGCAGACGGGCUGCCCGCGGCGUGCGCUGCUGCCGCGGGCCGGCUGGCGGCGCUGCCGAGAGCCGGGCCGGGAGGGGGCCCGCACCCGGACCCGCCGCCCCCCACCCGGACCCGGUCCGGACCGCGGCAGCCGCUUCCGCCACCCGCGCCCUUUUGACAGGACGUCCAUAAGGUGGAGGAGAACCGGCCUAAGCGCCCACAACUGCGGCGGAGGAGAGGGCCGCGGCAGAGCCCGGAGCGUACCCUCGGCGCGCCUCGGCCCUGUGGGGCCUGGGGUCCGCGCCGUGCCGCUGAGGCUCUGCAACGGGGGUCCCGGAGAAGCCAGCGCUCGGCAGCGCGGCCAGCAGCACUGCGGAUUCCCGCCCUGGAAGGAGCCGUUUUGAGGAAGUGCGGCAGCGAGGCAGGCACCUGGGUGUGCGCACCCGGGCAUUGCAUCAGCAUACCCGGACACACGGCUCCACAGUCCCCACGCCUCGUCCCGCAUCCGAAGCUGGCACACGCGCCCAUAAGGCCACGCGGACAGAGGCCGAUACGUGUCACCCGGCUGGCAUCUCCUUUAAUAAAGGAAAGUCGGCUAAGGGCAAACAAGGGUCAUCCUAAUUACGUGCCGUUUCCAGACUCAUUUUUCCUCGCUUAUACGCAUUGUCCACAAACAUAAAGUUAAGGGAACUUCGCUUUUGCUAUUUUUUUAAACUUCAAUCUUUCCUCACCUCUUGCCAUUUAAUUUGAAUAACUGCAUGAAUGCAACAUGGGAAACCCAGCCGCGUUCUACCAUCUCAAAUAUUUAAUGAGAUCCUCUAAAUCAAAAGUGCGUUUAUAAGUUCGUGAAAUUUGUGGAGAUCAGAAAUGAGUUUUAAAUAUUUAACCGUUGCUUAAACCUCCUUUUCUUAGCCAUAUUAGCCGUAGUUCGAGUAAACUGGGAACGUCUUUCUCUCUCCUGUUAAAUCAGAUGCUGUAAUGGAUAGCACAAAUUCAAGCUCUCCGGCUCUGCCUUUUUUAAGAGUUGUGUUAUGUGUUAGGGUGCUUCAAUUUUUUCCACGUCGUGCAAUUGUAGAAAAUCUCAGAGAGGAGAAAUACAGGCUUUUAAUGCUUUGGGAAAGUUUUGGUGUUUGAUUGGUUGGUUGAUUUUUUUUUUUUUUUAACUUUCAUUUAAAGACUAUUUUGAUAGAAAAUGUAGACAGGAGGGAAGCUUUCCACAGAUAAAACAGUCCAACAAGACCUGUUUGGUUUGGGUGAGGGUUUUAAAAAUUAUUUUGCAAUAAGACAUUAUUCCAUCUUGUACGUUUCUUAGAAAAGAAAUUCAGAUUAUUGCGGGAAGAGAGACAUGCGUGAGACUUUUCUCAGAAAAUACAAGCAAACAAUGUACACCCACCAAUUUCAAUACUCUGAUGAGUUUAAGUAUUUAACUAGCGAGACAGGACACAUAAACAACAAAAUAUGGGAAAGCGCUGGAGAGAACACGUCCUGCCGGGGCAGUCCAAGCCCGCAGCCCGGCUCCGCCAGGGCUUGGAGCGGCUCAGGGAAGACGGUCGGUCCGUGCGCCCCGCUGAUCCCGGUGCAGUCCGCGCAAGCUGCGACACGCCGGCCUAUUCUUCGGUGCCCGUGAGCAACAUGAACUCGGGGCUGGGCUCCAUGAACACCAUGAACACCUAUAUGACCAUGAACACCAUGACGACAAGCGGCAACAUGACCUCUAGCUCCUUCAACAUGUCCUACGCCAACACGGGGCUGGGGGCUGGGCUGAGUCCCGGCGCCGUGGCCGGCAUGCCGGCAGGCUCGGCGGGGCCCGUGAACGGCAUGCCGGCCGGCGUAGCCGCCAUGGGCACGGCGCUGAGCCCCGGUGGCAUCAAUGCCAUGUCUGCCCAGCCGGCCCCCAUGAACGGGCUGAGCCCCUACGGCGGCAUGAACCCCUGCAUGAGCCCCAUGGCCUACACCCAGUCCAACCUCGGCAGGACACGGGACGCUAAGUCCUUCAAGCGGACUUACCCCCACGCGAAGCCGCCCUACUCCUACAUCUCCCUCAUCACCAUGGCCAUCCAGCAGGCACCCAGCAAGAUGCUGACGCUGAGUGAGAUCUACCAGUGGAUCAUGGACCUUUUCCCCUACUACCGACAGAACCAGCAGCGCUGGCAGAACAGCAUCCGCCACUCGCUCUCUUUCAAUGACUGUUUUGUCAAGGUGGCCCGGUCCCCCGACAAGCCCGGCAAGGGCUCCUAUUGGACCCUGCACCCCGACUCCGGCAAUAUGUUUGAAAACGGCUGUUACCUCCGCCGGCAAAAGCGCUUCAAGUGCGAGAAGCCGGCGAACAGUAAAGCCACACAGGAGGGCAGGAAAGAUCAGGCCGGGGCCUCUAAUUCAAGCUCCAACUCCCCCCUGCACAGAGGCCACAACAAACCUGCUCAGCUGGAUACGGCCACCUCUCUCUCCAGCUCCAACCCGUCCACCAGCCCUCAGUCUAUGGACCACAGUGGAUCAAGCACGGAGCUAAAGACCUCGGCCUCGGCCGCCUCCUCCACCAUCAGCUCUGUACCCACCUUGGCCUCUGUCCCACACCCCCCUCACUCAUUAGCCCACGAACCCCAGCUCCACCUCAAGGGUGAUCCCCACUACUCCUUCAACCACCCGUUUUCCAUCAACAACCUCAUGUCCUCCUCGGAGCAGCAGCACAAGCUGGACUUCAAAGCCUACGAGCAGGCGCUGCAAUAUUCCUCCUACGGGGCCAGCAUCCCCGGCGGGCUGCCCCUUGGCAGCGCCUCCAUGGCUGGCCGGAGCAGCAUCGAGCCCUCGGCCCUAGAGCCCUCCUACUACCAAGGUGUGUAUUCCAGACCCGUGCUAAACACCUCCUAGCUGUGCAACCCCGCCGCCGGGGCCGAGACCCCUCCUCCCCUUCCUGGCUUCUCUCCCGCUUUCCCUGAGACAGACCAAGGUGUUUCCGCACGCUGCGUGCAAAGGACUGUUACUUUUUAAGUGUCUCGCAACGCGUUGUGUGUUGUUAUGAUCCACCACGACCUCCUGCAAAGCCGGCCGCGUCCCGCUUGUACAUACUCCCUCCGGCCCCUGCCGUCCAGCCCCUCUCCCCGGAGACCUCCCCAGCCUAUGCAGGGUGUUAUUAAAAAGAAGAAAAAAAUGUUGAGAGUGUAAACUACUUGUUUGUGCUUUCUGCCCCCUCGUCUCCCUCCCUUAUGUGUUCUAUAAUCUCAUGUAAGUUUACAGGUAUGUGGCAAUACUUUAACAAUACGGAGAUGAAGAAGCGAGUAGACAUUUAAGACUUUUUUUUAAUUAAGAAGGCUUUGAAGGACAAUACUGCUGUGAAGUAGCAAAACACUAAGAGAAUCUCUAAGCAACAAGAGAACUAUUUACUUUCUCGGAUCAUCCUUUUGAUACUUGCAAAAUAAACCUUCGGCUACUACAACCCACAUAAAACCCAGAUGCUGCGGGCCGGAUCCUCCACUCCCGAGGGGACCAGCUGGAGCUUUGGAGUGCAGGAUGCGACCCUUAUCUUUUUCCAAGUGUUACCUGUUUUGGGAUGUAAUAUAAAGUUACAAGAGGUCACAACCAGUUGGAUUUUUUUUCCCUUCCCAUCUGUUACUGAAGAUUCUAGUUCAUCAGGAACUCUCAUCAACAUGUGGAUGACAUACUUAUUUAAUUUAAGUGUAUUCAUUGUGUACCAGCUAGAACUGUGUAUCUAUAACCAGUUUAUUUUGCCCCUCCUCUAGGAAACAUUGACUACUACACUGAUGCGAGGAAAAGAGGACAGCUCAGUCUCUCCCCCCUUUUCAAACUUGUUUAAUAAUUCUUUUUUGUGGCCGUUUAAUUAUCGCCAUCGUUAGCUUAUAUCAUCCAGUGUUAUUGCACUUUCCACAGUUUUACACGGUGUUAGCAUAGCCAGACGGGUUUUGUUAUUAUUCCUGUUCGCUGUUUCAAUGUUCUUAAUUUAUUGCAUGGUUUAUAUUGUUUUCUUUCUUUACAGCUGGAAAUUGCUUUAAAUGACCGUAAAAAAUAAUUACACGUGAAUUUAAGAAAUUUUGUUAAUUUUAUAAAUGUGAUUGUAAUUGAAAAAAUAUUUUGAUUUAAAACGAUAACUGAGAAUUUAAUGCGUGAAGUAUGUUUUUGAUCAUUUGCAGUUAAGGACUUCAAAUAAAUCAAAUGUUAUCAAUUAAAUACUUCUGCUAUUUUCUUACAAACUUUCUGGGGUGGGUUACGGAGGAUGGAGCCGUGUGCAAGAGAAUCAAAACGCAGUGCUUAAGUGUG
Messenger RNA from Vidua macroura (Pin-tailed whydah), 4281 nucleotides. It is a transcript of the gene FOXA1, whose product is annotated as forkhead box A1. The coding region runs from base 1468 to 2877 and encodes 469 amino acids. NCBI's taxonomy places the organism in Eukaryota, Metazoa, Chordata, Aves, Passeriformes, Viduidae. Gene Ontology annotation, biological process: cell differentiation; anatomical structure morphogenesis; regulation of transcription by RNA polymerase II. The transcript has 2 exons. Gene Ontology annotation, molecular function: protein domain specific binding; DNA-binding transcription factor activity, RNA polymerase II-specific; RNA polymerase II cis-regulatory region sequence-specific DNA binding. The record is from RefSeq and is a predicted model, not a curated record.